CCGCGCCCGGCCCGGCCGCCCGCUUGCCUCGGAGACAGCCUCGGGCCUGAGCGAGCAGCCCGAGCCCUGCGCCAUGCCGCGGGAGAGGAGGGAGAGGGAUGCGAAGGACCGGGGCGCCAUGAAAGAGGAAGGUGGCACGGAUUUCUCCGUCCGCUCCAGGAAAAGGAAGGCGAACGUGGCCGUUUUUUUGCAGGACCCAGAUGAGGAAAUUGCCAAAAUCGACAGGACCGUGCGAGGCCCCUGCGGAGCUGCUCAGCCGUGGGACGGUGACGCGGUCUGUGCAAACCCCUGCUCCCUGAUCCCCACGCCGGACAAAGAAGAGGACGAGCCGGUGUACCCGAAUUCCGCAUGCAAGCCCCAGAGCUUCACGCCCUCCAGGGCCUCGCCGCUGCCUAUCCUGAACUGGGCGAACAGAGAGGAAGUUUGGAGAAUCAUGCUAAACAAGGAAAAGACGUACUUGCGGGACCAGCACUUUUUGCAGCGGCACCCUCUCCUGCAGCCUCGGAUGCGGGCGAUCCUCCUGGACUGGCUGAUGGAGGUGUGUGAAGUCUAUAAACUUCACAGGGAGACAUUUUACUUGGCACAGGAUUUCUUUGAUCGGUAUAUGGCAACACAAGAAAACGUUGUAAAAACACUUCUACAGCUUAUUGGGAUUUCAUCUUUAUUUAUUGCAGCCAAACUUGAGGAAAUCUAUCCUCCGAAGUUGCACCAGUUUGCUUACGUCACAGAUGGGGCUUGUUCGGGAGAUGAAAUUCUCACCAUGGAAUUGAUGAUCAUGAAGGCUCUUAAGUGGCGCCUGAGCCCCCUGACCAUCGUGUCCUGGCUGAACGUGUACAUGCAGGUCGCGUAUCUGAGCGACGUCUACCAGGUGCUGCUGCCGCAGUACCCCCAGCAGAUCUUCAUACAGAUCGCGGAGCUCUUGGAUCUCUGCGUCCUGGAUGUCGACUGCUUAGAGUUCCCCUACGGUGUCCUCGCUGCUUCCGCCUUGUAUCACUUCUCCUCGUCCGAGCUGAUGCAGAAGGUCUCAGGGUACCAGUGGUGCGACAUCGAGACCUGCGUCAAGUGGAUGGUCCCUUUCGCCAUGGCGAUCAGGGAGACGGGGAGCUCGAAACUGAAGCACUUCAGGGGGGUUCCUGCCGACGACGCCCACAACAUACAGACCCACAGGGGCAGCUUGGACUUGCUGGACAAAGCCCAAGCAAAGAAAGCCAUACUGUCUGAACAGAAUAGGGUUUCUCCCCUCCCCACCGGGGUCCUCACCCCCCCGCCGAGCAGCGAGAAGCAGAGCAGUGGGCAGGGGACGGCGUGACGCCCGCGCUCCCCACCAAAGACAGCCGUGCGCAAGUGCCUGCCCCGGUCGCUCCUGCCCGCCGCGGCGGGGGCGAGCGUUAGCUUUCACGGAUAUUUAAAUGGAGGGGCGUCUCUUCCACAGCAGAGUAUUUCUGUGGAUGGCAUUGGACAGGGAGAAGUGUUUUUUAUUGAAUGCUCAGAUUUUUUUUUAAUAAGUGGGUCAAGUACACCAGCCACCUCCAGAACACAACGAGUGCUCCAGAUGCUGCUAAGGAGGGUGAUACUUGACUUGACUGACUGUCCACACACAGGCUGACGCGAGGGUGCCGCUGUCCCUCAGGUGUUCUGGCUCGCGGUGCUAAGUGGGACCGGUGGCCGGCUGCGCACGCAGGGCCCACGGCCAGCGGGCGGGGCCUGCCCCUUCCACACUCUCAGUUGACAACCUACGAUGCCUUUUAUGAACUGUUGCAAGUGCUGCUAUGUCUGUCCGUUUUUUAAUAAAGAUAAUACUGUCUUUGAGACAGCUGGUUUUACGAGCUAUGUCUGGUACCUUAAGUUAGAAGUCAGCUUUCAGCGUGGCCGUACUGAGUUCUCCGUUUUGGCUUCGUGCUUCUUGACGCUAAAGUCUUUUCAAGCAAAAACACUUAAAGGAAAACUUCCAGCGUGAGGCUGUGGGCCUCCCGAGAACCCCAACCUGGCAGAGGGUCUGAUGGGCAAGUCCCUCCACGGUGGCCAUCGGUGGCAGGAGUGAGACCACUGCCACGUGUGAGAGGACUUUUACAAUUUCUUCCCUAGCCCUGUUAAAGGCCAUCCAGAAUCUAUAAUUGGUGCUAUUUAAUGCUCUUUUCAUCCUCACCCAAAUCUUAAAAGAAUAAAUGAAUUUUUUGUUU
Molecule: messenger RNA, 2180 nt
Organism: Microcebus murinus (gray mouse lemur)
Lineage: Eukaryota; Metazoa; Chordata; Mammalia; Primates; Cheirogaleidae
Source: RefSeq, a predicted model, not a curated record